Messenger RNA from Durusdinium trenchii, 454 nucleotides. The record is from the annotation of a GenBank genome assembly. Lineage: Eukaryota; Dinophyceae; Suessiales; Symbiodiniaceae.
GUUGGGGUGGGGGACUUGUAGGUUGUGGGAGCGCCAUUGAGCCAUGGGAGCCCACUGCUGUGGCUUCCGAAAGGAGACGGAGGCCAAGGCGAUUGGCAGUGAAGUGGAGGCCGACGCUUGCUGGAGCAAAGCAGGCCCUGGAGCGUGCCAGGGCUCUCCAGCAGGGAGGACAGCAAGACGCGGCUGUCAGGUCCAAUACCAGCUGUACCGCAUCCGCAUGCUGGAAUGGCUCAACCGCCGCGAUCAGCAGGAGCUCGAUCCAAAGGUGAUCGACGAAUCGUAUCCUCUACCUCGUCCUAUGCGGUUGCGCUGGGGCAGCCCUUCGUAUCGGAGUCGCACAAACUCGCACUCGAGCACGCAGCCUGCGACAAGUGGCGAAAAAGUCGAAUGAACGGCUGGAGGACGGACGUGCUGCAGCAGCUGUGUAUUGAGAUGACUUGUGCAGAGAUGCAAC